Molecule: messenger RNA, 1882 nt
Organism: Rotaria sp. Silwood1
Lineage: Eukaryota; Metazoa; Rotifera; Eurotatoria; Philodinida; Philodinidae
Source: the annotation of a GenBank genome assembly
AUGACUAUUCGUACUCAAUUGGAAGAUUUAUCAAAUGAAAUAUUUUUGGAUAUAUUCGAGUACUUAGAUGCAAAUGAUAUUUUUUUUGGAUUUACUUCACUUAACUUACGUAUCUCUUUACUUCUCAAUUCUAUUCCUCUUCAUGUCAACAUCCAUCGAACUUAUUGUCGUCAUGAACUUGAAUUUUUGUGUAAUCAUUUGAAAUUUCAUUCUGAUCAAGUUGUUUCAUUACAAGUUCAUGAUCAAAUUUGUGAUCAAACAAAUGUUAUUGUAUAUCUUUUUCAUCGACAUGAUUUUAUCAAUCUUCAUUCAUGCAUAUUUUAUUCAAUUAAUUCAUCAUCUAAAUUAAAAAUUGUUGUUGAAAAAUUAUCAAAAUUACCAAAAAUCGUUUUAUUUCGUAUAAUUCAAUCUUGUAAUGUUAAAGAAGAUAAACUUAAUACAUCUGAUGCAUUUGAAUUUAGUCAAUUGAUUUUGAUAGAUACGCCAUCAACACUUCGCUCAACUUCUCUUUAUUUUCAUUAUAAUCAUACUCAAAUUGCAACAAUAUCAAAAGUUACAACAAAUCUUACACAUUUGCAAAUAAUCUUUUAUGGUACAUUAAAUGAUAUAUCGAUUUAUUCUCUUAUUCCUUUGCUUCGUAUUCAUCGUGCAUUACGAACUCUUUGUGUGACAAUCAAAAGUACACAUGUGAUGGGGGCUUAUAAUACAAAUUUGCCUAAUCUUCCAUUUAUUAAUGAAAAUGAUCUUCCAAUAUCAUCAUUAUUAAAAUCGUUCGAUUUACAAAUAGUUAUGGCUCCAUGUGAUAUUUAUUCAAUUGGUCUUAUUCUCCAUUGUAUGCCAAAUCUUUAUCAAUUUGUUUUUACAUUUAUUCGUGAUCGAAGUCUUUCACCAUUUAUUAUGGAUUUGAUUCAUGGACAAAAUUGGCAAGAGAUGUUAACAAGUCAUGUACCUUAUUUAAAAAAAUUUGAUUUUCAUAUAUCUUUGUUAAAGUUUGAUCAACCAUUAGAUUUCGAUGAUAUUGUCAACUCAUUCAGAUGUCUUGUCAACUUAUAUCAUCAAUGGGAUAUGUGCAUUAGUCGAUGGGAGUAUUGGCCAAAUAUUCUGUUUGUUUACAGUAAGAUAAAUAAAUAAAAUUGGAGAAUUAAUAAAUAAGUGUUUUUUAUCUAGACAAGUAAUCUUUCCAUGAAGUUUGAUUUGAAGAAAAAUAAAAUUUAAAUCUAUAUCUAAAAAAUUACUCAAAUGCAGAUAGAAGUUCCAUUUCUAGAUUUCUUUCGUACUUAAUUGUUGCAUUUGUUUCCGCUAGAAGAUGUCCAAUAUAUAAAAUUGAGAAAACAACUUUUAGAUACACAUUUAUUCAUCAGUAGGUUAACUAGGGUAUUUUUCCUUGAAAAAAAGGAACAACAGUUGAGAAAUAAGCAAAAUCUUAGAAAUUUCAAAACGUAGUUCAUUGUAUUAACUCAACUUUUGAAUAUUGAUAUAUUCCUUGAAGGGUAAACAUUCUCUAUCAGAUCAAAAAUGCUUAUUCUAUGGUUUGGUUCUAAUGAACAAAAAUAUUCGAGUCUUACGGAAUCAGAUUUCUUUCAGUCACAUUUCUCCGAAUUGAGAGAAUGUUGUUAUGAUGUCAUAGCACCUCAUGAGUUAACACUUCUUGCUAUUGAUAGACUUACCUUUUUUUCAGUGUCAGAUAGUUGCCUAUUAUCUAUCGAUUUACGAUAAAAACAUAUUUACAGAUCAGAUAAAAGUUUAAUUUCUGUCAUUUCGAAUAGAACUUUGUUGAAAAUAUCAGUAAUUUUUCUGAAGUUCAAAUAUUUUAAAUAUACCGGGUGAAGCAUAAUGAUUGCACCUUUGAAUAUUUCGCAAAUAUCUCAUCACAAAUAAAUCA